Molecule: messenger RNA, 1836 nt
Organism: Scheffersomyces stipitis CBS 6054
Lineage: Eukaryota; Fungi; Ascomycota; Pichiomycetes; Serinales; Debaryomycetaceae
Product: GPI-anchor transamidase subunit
Exons: 3
Coding region: 1-1836 (611 amino acids)
Biological process (GO): attachment of GPI anchor to protein
Cellular component (GO): GPI-anchor transamidase complex; membrane
Source: RefSeq, a predicted model, not a curated record
AUGGCUCUUGCGGAGACUAUUAGUCGAAAAGUUCACAAGCUUGGGCUCAUUCCCAAGUUCAUCAGGCUCCUCCCUGUAAUCUCUUUCACAUUGGCAUUAGGGUCUGUAGUCUGGCUCCUAGCACUUCCGUUAGAUGGCAACUACCGUAAUACUUACAUCUCCGAGAACGCGCUUAUGCCGUCACAAGUCAACUCGUAUUUUCGGGAAAGCGAAUGGAACUUCGUACGAGGUUACAGAGAAGAAAUCAAGUUAAUUGAGCAUAGCUCUUUCAAUGAAAAGAACAGUCUUGUGGAGAAGUGGCUUACAGAUAUUGGUUUGGUGACAGCGUAUCACCAGAAUGGCUCAGCCAAUGACACCCUAUAUGCCAUAAUGCAUGCUCCACGAGGUGACGAUACAGAGGCUAUGGUUUUGACUGUUCCGUGGGUCACUUCUGAAGGCGAAUAUAACGAAGGAGGCUUGGCUUUAGCAGCUGGUUUGGCCAGAUACUUCAGCAAAAUGUCCAUUUGGUCCAAGAACAUCAUUUUUGUUUUCCCCCAAGACUCACAUGCCGUGUUGCGCUCAUGGGUAGAGGCUUAUCACACGACUUUGGAGCAGACAGCUGGCUCAAUCGAUGCUGCUAUCGUUUUAGAGUAUGGCAAGAAUGGUGAUUACUUUGACUACUUUGAGAUGUACUACGAAGGAUUAAACGGACAAUUGCCCAACUUGGAUUUGCUUAAUACCAUAUCUAACGUGGCAUACCAUGAGGGAAUACACUGCGUAAUUCAGAACACUCCAUCGACAGAAUUAGUCAGAAACGAUUACUACUCUAGAACGAGAACUCUACUCAGAGGAAUCUUGAAUUUGACGUUGUCUGGUUUGAAGAGAGAUGUUCCUGGUUGUGCAGCGUUUUCUGGCUGGCAGAUCCAGGCUGUCACCAUCAGAGCCAAGGGUACGCAAGGUCCUCAUGAUGUAACACAGUUUGGAAGAGUAGUCGAUACUUCAUUCAGAUCCGUGAACAACUUGUUGGAGAAGUUUCACCAAUCUUUCUUCUUUUAUUUGAUGUUGUCGACAAAGCAUUUCGUGUCCAUUGGAACAUACUUGCCAGCUGCUGUUUUCAUUGCCGUAUCAUUUGCAUUUAGUGCACUCGGAUGUCUUCUCAAUAGUGGAGUUGAAGCUUCUUCUUUCUUCAAUAACACUGGUUCGUUACUUUUCAUUUUCACUGUCAUAGAGUUAAGCAGUGGAGUUUUGGCCGCAGCUCUUCCAUGGAUCACUUUUGGUUCUCCAGCUGAAUACCAGGACACUACAGUUGCGCAGAUCUUGUUUGUUCUUUCGUUGCUUACAUUUGGCCUUGCCUUUACUCCUUUGAUAAUGACCAAAACGAAAAAAGUCAAAUUCAGCAAAUCGAUUACCUUUGGAUUGAUUUCUUUGUCGUUAUUCUACAUUUCGAUGUUGAUAACCACCCUCUUAAUUGUCAACUUCUCAUUGGCAUUGACAGUAGGGCUCUUGAGUUUGCCAUUGACCUUCAUUCAGCCCAUCAUCAGCCAAAAAUCAAAUCUAACGAAGUCCCCGCAAGUAGUGAGCAAUCGCAAAAGGGCUCAGGUGAAGGUCAGUUUGUGUUUGCUUGUUUCGAGUCCAUGGUUUGUCGUUUUUUUGGCUGGAAGCUACUUGGACCCAGAAAAUGGAAUCCUGUUGAUGAGAGGAUUGUUGACGUCAUUACAUGAACUCCAAUGUUGGACUUGGUACGUUGUCAUUCUCGGAUGGUUCCCCGCCUGGCUCACCAUUGCGUUGAGUUGUGUUUUCGGCAACUUUGAAAUCGACUAUACGAGCUUUGUCAAUCAGGAAAAGAAAUCCAUAUAG